AUGUCUAACUUAUUUGAUCCAUCAACCGAAAUUUUUACCUCUUUAUAUAAGUUCUUAAAAAACACAUCAUUAGAUAAAAUUACUAUUUCCAAUAUAAUUACUCAACAGUGGGAAUGUUUCAAAAUUCAGACCGAAGAAGAAGAUAUCGAAUGCAUCAUGGAAAUCAUAAAAAAAAUAGAUGAUGAAAUUGUCGAUAAAGAAUGUAAACGACAUCUUAAAUCAUUGCAAAAUAUUGAUAAG
Entrophospora candida is the source of this 240-nucleotide messenger RNA. Lineage: Eukaryota; Fungi; Glomeromycota; Glomeromycetes; Entrophosporales; Entrophosporaceae. The record is from the annotation of a GenBank genome assembly.